UUAGCUCUGUGAUGACCUGAUGGCACUGAACUCAAAAUCUACCACUGUCAAAACUACGUAUUAAUGAAAAAUAGUGAGACUUCCUGGAAGAGGUUUCACAAGCCUGAGCCAAUCCUAGACACUGUCAUCAAUCACCACUAGAUGGUACCAGAGAACGUGAAGAGUGUCCUGAACCUUCAACAGACGGUGCGAUUUUUCCUGCUCACACUGCAGGUGUCAGAGGAAUAAUGCAACCUGCAUUUCAUUAGCUGAGGAUUUAAUUAGAGAACUUCCCAUUGAUUUUAAGUUAAUAAUUAUGAAGGCAAAUAAUAAACAUGGUAGAUUUAGUGUAUGUGGAUUAUUUAUAUAGACUUUCAACAACAUCACUUUGUUACAAAAACAGUUUUACGAAAAUUGGGUUUCUGAUGUCAAAACAAAAAUGCCACAUUCUGUGGGCUGCCCGACUUACAGGUUACCCAGCUAAAUUGUUUUGUUUUGCAGUGUGUUAUUGCAGAUAAUCUUUAUGAAUUUUGCUUUUACAUCUUCGGUUGACUUCAAAUUACAUUUAGUUAAAAUAUUUUUUCCCAGUAAACCCCAGCUGAGCAUAUUCUUGCUGUUGCUGAGAAAUCAUUCAACUAUCAGAGUAUAAGUGGGCUAAUUUCUGGGGAAUUUAAUAAUAACGAGAUUUUAGUAAUCCCCCCCAAAAAUGCAUCAAACAUCCCUGAUGCUUAGAGAGAAGUGGUUUGGAGAAUCCUCAGCUACUCCAGUUACUUUGCACCAAUUACUGAUCGGUGCAACAAAACUUUUAAACGUUCCUCCCAAACCACUUUUGUUCAAGGAAACAAGCAAAGUGGGUUAAGGUAACAGGAACCCAUUUUAUUUUAGAAUGAGACUGUGUCAAAUAAACAGUUUGAGGUAGUUAAUCUUCAAGGGAGCGUCACCGACCAGUUUGAAGAUUAGAUUUGCGUUUCCAUCAGGACUGGAGCAAAGAUUUAAUCAUUCCUCGGUGUACCAAAGCAAAGACGUUGUCGAGGUCGAAUGUUGCCAGAUUUGAAGUUAAUCUUCAGGACGUAUCCAUGUUUGCGGAUCAGCGGCUUGGCUGUGGCCUCAAUUGAGCGCCUGCACGGGAGGGACGCUCAGCCGUGUCAAGUCAGCCGAAGACAGUGAGAGAGAGACCAGACACGGGGCAAGCUUGAUUUCAUAAUAAAAGCAUUCAAUUCAUGGGUAUAUUGGGUACCAGCAGAUGCAGAAAAAAUUAUUUAAACAUUUAAACAGAAUAUUGUCAGGGUUCUGGGAUUGGGGAAUUAGAGUCAUAAGCAAGACACGCUCAGUUAAAUAUGGGAAUUAGUUGUAUGUAAGAAAUAUGUGUAUAUAAUAUGAAUAGAUAAUCCAAGAUGGCAUGAACAACCACUGUACAUUAUGUUGUAGAUAAUCCAAAAAGAACAAAAUAUUUCUAAAUAAAUUCUGGCACAGACUGGAGAAAAGGCUAAUUAAGGGUCUAAUCUUUACAAUGAUAACUAAAUGUAUAACAUUUUUUAUGUAAAAUCGCCAAUGCAAAAAUAUAUAUGCAGCUAAAAAUAGUAUUUUUGUUUUGUUCAUUUUAAAUACACAUUUAGUGUCUGAGAUACAUGAAACAUAUUCCUCAGUUUUUUGUUUUUUUUUUAUUUAUCGUUUGCCAGUUCAGCUUUUAUUUUGAAAGUUGUAACUAGAAAUGCUGUUCUCUACGCUUGCGUACUUGACAGCAGGAGAACGGCGCACGGUCCUCCUCCUCAGUUGCAGCCUACAAUUCAAGUGUGCACCGGGAAAAAAAAAAGACGUGAUAAAAGGGAUGUCUGGACAAUGACUAUGGGAAGCUAAACCUUACUCUCACAUGAAGGAUUUGAGAAUGGCAAAACUGGAGUUCUUCUGAUUAGCGACAACUGCAAGUGGAGUGUGUGUUUUUGUUGUUGUUGUUUUUCUCAUCACAAUGUGUGAGGCAUGGAUGUGGGUCGGAUGCCAGUUUAUUUUUGUUAUGGAUACAAGGACUGGCAAGUUAACAGCAUGAGUUACCGAGGGCAGAAAAACUGAUAUCAAUGUUAAAUUCGACUCUGGAGGGAGGACCAUGGCGAAAAGGAAGGGACUGUUAUUCUCACUGCUGUACUUUAUGGCAGAGUUUUGCCUCACUUCGCAGCAAGUCCUGAGAAUUGGGGGCAUCUUUGAGACACUUGAAAAUGAGCCCAUUAGUGUUGAAGAACUGGCCUUUAAAUUUGCUGUAACCAACAUAAACAGGAACCGGACUUUAAUGCCAAACACCACAUUGACCUAUGACAUCCAGAGAAUAAACCUAUUUGACAGCUUCGAGGCCUCAAGAAGAGCCUGUGACCAGUUGGCACUGGGUGUUGGGGCUGUAUUUGGCCCCUCUCACAGCUCAUCUGUCAGUGCGGUCCAGUCUAUUUGUAACGCCCUAGAAGUCCCUCACAUCCAGACACGCUGGAAACACCCUUCAGUGGACAACAAAGACAGUUUCUACAUUAACCUCUACCCUGAAUACACCUCCAUAAGCCGAGCAGUGUUGGACAUAGUGCAGUUCUACAAGUGGAAGACGGUCACCGUGGUCUAUGAGGAUGCAACUGGACUGAUUCGUUUGCAAGAGUUGAUCAAAGCUCCAUCCAGAUACAGCAUUAAAAUCAAGAUCCGCCAGCUGCCAACAGGAAGUAAAGAUGCCCGUCCUCUGCUGAAAGAGAUGAAGAAGGGGAAGGAGUUCUAUGUCAUCUUUGACUGCUCUUACCAAACAUCAGCUGAUGUUCUCAAGCAGAUCUUGUCCAUGGGGAUGAUGACUGAAUAUUACCACUUCUUCUUCACCACACUGGACCUGUUUGCCCUCGACCUGGAGCCAUACCGCUACAGUGGGGUCAACAUGACGGGGUUUAGGCUGCUCAACAUAGACAGCCCUCAGGUGGCCUCAGUGGUGGAGAGGUGGGCCAUGGAACGACUGCAGGCUCCCUCCAAAGCUGAGACUGGAAUGAUGGAGGGGAUGAUGACAACUGAAGCAGCUCUGAUGUACGAUGCCGUCUACAUGGUGGCUGCUGCCUCGCAGCGCACCUCCCAGAUCACUGUCAGCUCCCUUCAGUGCCACAGACACAAACCCUGGCGCUUUGGAUCACGCUUCAUGAACAUGCUCAAAGAUGCACAAUGGAACGGCUUGACGGGUCAAAUAAUUAUAAACAAGACAGACGGCCUGCGGAAAGAAUUUGAUUUAGAUGUCAUCAGCCUAAAGGAGGAUGGCUUGGAGAAGAUCGGCGUGUGGAACUCUCAAACAGGCCUUAAUUUAACUGAAAACAACAAGGAUUCAUCCACAAAUGUGACUGACUCAAUGGCCAACAGAACUCUUAUUGUCACUACUAUUCUGGAAAAUCCUUAUGUCAUGUACAAGAAAUCUGAUAAGCCGCUGUAUGGAAAUGACCGCUUCGAGGGCUACUGCCUCGACCUGCUUAAAGAGCUCUCCAACAUUUUGGGCUUCUCCUAUGAGGUAAAGCUGGUGUCAGAUGGUAAAUAUGGAGCUCAGAAUGACAAGGGAGAGUGGAACGGCAUGGUGCGAGAACUCAUUGAUCACGUGGCUGACCUGGCUGUGGCCCCUCUCACCAUCACAUACGUGAGGGAAAAGGUGAUAGAUUUCUCCAAGCCCUUCAUGACUCUGGGGAUCAGCAUCCUCUACCACAAGCCCAACGGAACCAAUCCAGGAGUGUUCUCUUUCCUCAACCCGCUCUCUCCAGAUAUCUGGAUGUAUGUGUUGCUGGCCUGCCUUGGUGUCAGCUGUGUGCUGUUUGUCAUUGCCAGGUUUACUCCCUAUGAGUGGUACAACCCUCACCCCUGCAACCCAGACUCAGACGUGGUUGAAAACAACUUCACUCUAAUAAAUAGUGUCUGGUUUGGAGUUGGAGCACUUAUGCAGCAAGGAUCUGAACUGAUGCCUAAGGCCCUCUCUACCAGGAUAGUUGGUGGGAUAUGGUGGUUCUUUACAUUGAUAAUAAUCUCCUCAUACACUGCCAACUUGGCCGCCUUCCUCACUGUGGAGAGAAUGGACUCACCAAUUGACUCUGCAGAUGACUUAGCCAAGCAAACCAAAAUAGAGUACGGAGCUGUAAGAGACGGCUCCACCAUGACCUUUUUUAAGAAAUCCAAGAUCUCAACCUAUGAGAAAAUGUGGGCAUUCAUGAGCAGCAGGAAAAACACAGCCUUGGUGAAGAACAACCGGGAGGGGAUUCAGAGGGUCCUCACCACAGACUAUGCUCUAUUGAUGGAGUCGACCAGCAUCGAGUACAUCAGCCAGCGCAAUUGCAACCUCACACAGAUCGGAGGCUUGAUUGAUUCAAAGGGCUAUGGUGUGGGAACCCCAAUUGGCUCCCCUUACAGAGACAAGGUCACCAUCGCCAUCUUGCAGCUUCAGGAGGAAGGGAAGCUGCACAUGAUGAAGGAGAAAUGGUGGAGGGGGAAUGGCUGCCCAGAGGAGGACAGCAAAGAGGCCAGUGCCCUGGGUGUGGAAAACAUAGGGGGAAUCUUUAUUGUGCUGGCAGCCGGACUAGUCCUCUCAGUUUUUGUAGCAAUUGGAGAGUUUAUUUACAAAUCCAGAAAAAACUUGGAUAUUGAGGAGGUGAGUGUCGGCCAGUGCGAAUGGCACAACAAAUAUUAACACACUAGGGGAUACAAUCUCAGACUGUUAUGAACCUGCUACACAUUUGCGUUGUCAUUGUUGUCAUCAGAGGUACUGCAGUAAUCACUGGGCCCAACAAAAAUCUCCAGUCUGAAUGUGUUGAACUGCAUUGUUACAAUCAAAACAUAUGUUUUUAAUGCAGGAUUUAGUGUUUUAAGUAGUUUUGAAGUAGAGCACAUGAACAUUUUAGUCUUGAUUGGAAGAAUACAUUUGAAACCCUUUUUAGGAUGGUUGUCGACUGCUGACAUCAUGACGCUUGACCAUCUUGGCCUUUCUGUUUUUCACAAAAAAACUGUAAAAUUGUGACUUUGUUUUGUGUGAAAAAAAAAUGUCAUUGUCAUGCCAUGAUAUUGUCGGUAAGUGAUGGUAAGUGGUAUCUUUUGAGGCAUGUUUGCCAUGUUAAUUUCAACAACUGCAGUAGGCUUGAGGGGAUUCUGUUGAAAAAUGUUUGCGGUUUUCAUAUUCAUAGCGCACAGAAACUGACAUAAGAGCACUACUUUUUACCACUUUUGUAUGUACUCAUGUAUUUUAAAAAAAAUCUUAUGAUUUACUCAGUGACAGUUGUUUCCAAUUUGUUUAUGAAUGAGUGCUCCCUCAAGAUUUUAUUCAUCAAGUUGCUUAAUGUCUAUACUUUUUUUUCUUUGUUUUUUUGCUUUUUGUAUUAUAUGAAGUUCAUGAACAUGCAUGUAUAAGUUUCAUCAUGUUGGAGUUGUUUCAGAAUGACUAAAGUUAU
Toxotes jaculatrix (banded archerfish) is the source of this 5402-nucleotide messenger RNA. Its product is annotated as glutamate receptor ionotropic, kainate 1. The record is from RefSeq and is a predicted model, not a curated record. Gene Ontology annotation, cellular component: presynaptic membrane; plasma membrane; postsynaptic membrane. Gene Ontology annotation, molecular function: transmitter-gated monoatomic ion channel activity involved in regulation of postsynaptic membrane potential; kainate selective glutamate receptor activity. The coding region runs from base 2081 to 4648 and encodes 855 amino acids. NCBI's taxonomy places the organism in Eukaryota, Metazoa, Chordata, Actinopteri, Toxotidae. The transcript is spliced from 15 exons. Gene Ontology annotation, biological process: monoatomic ion transport; synaptic transmission, glutamatergic; modulation of chemical synaptic transmission.